Messenger RNA from Branchiostoma belcheri (Belcher's lancelet), 2041 nucleotides. RefSeq lists its product as uncharacterized. The record is from RefSeq and is a predicted model, not a curated record. The transcript has 6 exons. NCBI's taxonomy places the organism in Eukaryota, Metazoa, Chordata, Leptocardii, Amphioxiformes, Branchiostomatidae. Bases 288 to 1577 code for a protein of 429 amino acids.
UUUUCAUGUUAACUAUCUGAGGCCAACGGGGGAGAGACAUUGUCUGAAAUAGUUCUACAUUUUUUAUAAUUGUUUUCAAAAGUUAGCACCCUUGCGCAAAAGAAUGUAACCCUGCGAACAAAGCACAAGUAAGCCUUUUGCCCUAUGAAAUGCAAAACUAGGGGUCGGGUAUGUAGAUUAGUGGCGUCACUACACAAUGCAGCACUUUCAAACGGUCUCAGUGCGUGAACCUAUUCCUUUAGUACGUACAUAUACGUUCUCCUGUCUCUUUGCUUGCCAACGCAGUUAUGGAUGCUUCUGAGGCGCAGGGCGCUUUGCUUCAGCUUAUCCGUCAGGCAGCGGCAGGUGCGGCUCCCCGCGCUGAUAGGGAGUCAAGCGGGGCGUCUAGUCACAACUCGUCUGUCUGUUCCGAAACAGACGAAUCUAUACCCAGCCAGCCAGACGUCUCUACUCUUCUCCAAGCCAUUGUAUCUGCAGCAAACCAGUCUACAGCUGACAAACGCUCGGCCGUCUACUCGUCUGUUCCUGGGUGGGAAGACGCUAUCCCAUCGCCAGAGGACAGCGAGUUUGAUCGGUACAGGGCUCACCUGGAGAUACACCUGCCAGGAUUCGUGUAUUUUGAGAGGGAGGCACUCAAGCGUACUCAAGGCAAGGGACGAUCGGGCAGAAGCUACUUCUGUAGGCAGAUACGCAAAACUAUAACAGACCAUGGGAUUACCGGGGAGCGCCACAUCAACCUGGACAAGGCUGUGGAUCAGGUGCUUCUGUAUUGCCCUGCCCUUGAGAGGUCUACGGAUGAGAGGGAGGAGAUUAAGCGUAGGAUCGGAAACAGUCUGAACUGCCAACGAAGGCACCAGAAUUUCAAGCGUGCAGGUGACAAUUAUGUCAAAGGUCCUUGCAAGCGACGCGGGGAGAAGAAAGCCCCACCCGCCGAGGAGGAGCGGCAGGAGACCCGCCCCAAAGGACGGUCCAAGAAAAUCGGAGAGAAAACCUGGAAAUUGGGGGAUGAAGUCGAGCUUCUUAUGGAGGACGCUGUAGUGGGCCGGGGCAUCGUGGUGAUGUUAGAAGUGAAGGAUACAGAUACCCAGGAGAUGAAUGAGGGCGUUGGCGGCGUGCAAGUGACGGAGAAGACGGAAGCCGGGGAAGAACCCGAUAAUCGCUCUGCCCACGUGUCCUGGGAGCUGCACAGCGCAGCUGAUAACUUUAGGUGGGGGGACGUGGAGAUUGGUAAUGUUGUCUCCUGGGACUGGGUCAAUCUCCGCCACAAGGAGAAGGAGCUAUCUAGAAACGUGAAAGUAGACAAAUGGGUAGGAGUCGCUUAUGAUGAUGGUGUCUAUGUCGGGCAGGUACAAAAAGUGAACAAGAAAGGCCCAGUGGUGAAGUAUUUGGAAUAUGUUGGGGAGGGAAAGGCAGGGGGUAACUAUAUGUGGCCGAGGAAGGACGACAUCGACACGCCCAACAAAGAGUACAUACUUAUGAUGGACGUGCCUGUUGUUGAAGGCACGAAAGAGGGUUACUUCAAUGUGUCUUGCCACGAGGCAUUGAAGAGUAUGUAUGAUGAUCACACUGGAGUUUAGGGCGUUUAGAUGACAACACUGUCACAGUGGUAGUUUUUUUUUUGUUUUGUUUUCAUCUUGUCUUUAUUCAGCGAUGAAAAAUUUACAUUCAAAAGGUACUGAUUAGUAGGAACAAGGUCUGUGUAUAAUGUCCUUGGUAAGAGUGGUAGUCUUGAGCUGUAAUAAUUGAAUACCUGUGUAUCUUUUCUGUCAAUGUUGAACAGUAAAAGCGUCAUAUUGCAAACAAUUUGUGCUUACGUCGCUUACAUUAGUAGUAAAUUACCAAGCAUUCACCGUGAUGACGUGUGUUAAGUGGGGUAUAUAGUAUACACACUGUGUAAUACUUUUUUAAAAGAGACUGAGUUCAGAGCUUCUUUGUGAUACAAAACUAAGGAUUUCCAUACUGUCUUCCAAUGCAAUAAAAAGUUGUAAACCUUUCCCAAAGGCCUUGUCAAAUGAGAUUAAAGAUAGAAUUGAAAAUUGAA